UCUCACUCUGCUAUUGGGCCGUGGGGUCACGUGGUAAAAGUAACUUUACAGGGCUGCUCGCAAGUAGGAGGGCUUUAUGGAGCAGAAAAACGACAAAGCUAGAAAAAUUAUUUUCCACUCCAGAAAUUAAUGAUCAUGAGCUCGUAUUUGAUGGACUCUACCUACAUUGAUCCGAAAUUUCCUCCAUGCGAGGAAUAUUCACAAAACAGCUACAUCCCCGACCACAGCCCCGAAUAUUACAGCCGCGCAAGGGACCCUGGCUCUGGUUACCAGCAUCACCAUCAGGAGUUAUACCCUCCGCGGGCGAGCUACCAAGAGCGCCAAUAUAACUGUGCAAGCAUCCCUGAACCUGACACGCAAAGUGGACAUGGACUACCCCAUACUGCGCACCUGCUUGCAGGGAAAGGGCAGCCAGCCUCAUGUGAGACCCCACAGCUACCCAUGUCCCCCACCACCCCACCGGCUGCAUCCUCCGCCUGCAACCAAGCUACACCGGAGCAUCCAAACAGCUCAGCCUCCUCCAAGCAGCCUGUGGUAUACCCAUGGAUGAAGAAAAUUCACAUCAGCACUGCGAACCCGAAUUACAAUGGAGCGGAUUCCAAGCGGUCUAGGACAGCCUACACUCGACAGCAGGUCUUAGAAUUGGAGAAGGAGUUCCACUAUAACCGCUAUUUAACUCGGCGGAGGCGCAUUGAGAUAGCUCAUACAUUGGUUCUCUCCGAACGACAAAUCAAAAUUUGGUUUCAGAACCGCAGGAUGAAGUGGAAAAAAGACCAUAGGCUUCCUAACACCAAAGUGAGAUCCUCCACCACGGGCGUAUCCUCCGGGUCCAACACAACCUCAUCAACCGGCGCUGUCGCCACUUCCUCGGCCACUGGUGCCAUUAUUCCAAAUGAACUUUCCGGAGGAGAGGAUGGCGAGGAUAUUACAACGUUAUAAGGCGAACAAAACAAAACACAAAAACACUUCAAGAAGGGAGAUAGAGAAAUGACUGAUUAUUUAUAGAAUAAAAUAAUCAGUCAUAUAGAAUAUAUUUUGUUUUUCGUAGCUAUUUGUGUGGUUUCAUUUAAGUCCAAAGUUAUAUAAAAUGCAUGUUAUAUAGCAUGGAUUUAUGCGAAUACCGAUGGAUUCUUUUUACGCGACACAGGGUUUAAGUUAUUUCAUGCUGAAUCAAAAUCAUGUUUUUAUGAGAAAAUGUUUUGAAUGAAGGAAAACAAAUGUAUGCCUACAUUUGAUCUAAAUGUUAUGGUGGGCCAUUCGUUUGCCCUGCUGCCCAAGGUGAAAUGCACAAUUUAUUUAUUUCAAGCGGAACACUGGAAGAAUAUUAUUAUUAUCAUAGUUAUUUUUGGUAAAAAUGCUGGAACAUACCGAUGGAAACAUCGAUCUUGCAAGGUGAAUUACCUCGCGUAUUUCAAAAACUGGAUUUUGAAUUACAAUUUAGUUUGUGGUGUUUACGUUGUGUUUAGCAGGUUAUUGUAAAAUGCAAUAAACAGAGUUUAGUGUAUUUGUGAUAAUCAUAUUGGUCAAUAAAACAGUGAAUGU
This is a messenger RNA of Oncorhynchus masou masou (cherry salmon), 1542 nucleotides long. RefSeq names its product homeobox protein Hox-C4-like. The record is from RefSeq and is a predicted model, not a curated record. Lineage: Eukaryota; Metazoa; Chordata; Actinopteri; Salmoniformes; Salmonidae. Gene Ontology annotation, molecular function: RNA polymerase II cis-regulatory region sequence-specific DNA binding; DNA-binding transcription factor activity, RNA polymerase II-specific. Gene Ontology annotation, biological process: anterior/posterior pattern specification; embryonic skeletal system morphogenesis; positive regulation of transcription by RNA polymerase II. The coding region runs from base 130 to 939 and encodes 269 amino acids. The transcript is spliced from 2 exons. Gene Ontology annotation, cellular component: nucleus; nucleoplasm.